AUGGACCCGUUGAAAUAUUUGUUCAAGAAACCGGCACUAACAGGCAGGAUCGCAAAAUGGCAGCUACUGCUUUCCGAGUUCGACAUCACCUAUGUCACUCUGAAAGCGAUCAAGGGGCAAGCACUGGCUGACCACCUAGCAACAUACUCUCUGCCUAAUUACCAACCACUGAAGACAUUCUUCCCCGAUGAGGAUAUUCUCCUGAUUGAGGAAGAAGAAAAAAGAAAGGUAGGAGAGUGGACGCUCUUCUUCGACGGAGCCGCAAACUCAAAAGGGAGUGAAGUAGGCGCCAUUCUCUACUCUCCCUAUCACGUUCCAAUUCCUAUAUCCAACGUGAAGAAGUUGCGAGUCUUCGGAGAUUCACAGCUCAUCAUCAAUCAAACAAAUGGCGACUGGAGGACCAAGGAUGAAAAGUUAAUCCCUUAUCACAUCUGUCUGGAGAAUCUAACUGAAGAAUUUGAAGAAAUCACAUUUUCUUACAUGCCCCGAGCCAAAAACCAAUUUGCGGACGCCCUGACAACUCUCGCCUUGAUGGUGGAAAUCCCAAAAAGAGCCUCUGAAUGGGAGCUUACUGUUGAACUUCAGGAAGAACCCGCAUUUUGCCUAAAGAUAGACGAAUCUGAGACCUCUCUGAACGACCAACCAUGGUACACAGACAUCAAAGAAUAUCUCGAGCAUCAAAAGUUCCUAGAAAGAGCAUCAUCAACUGAUCGUCGCACUAUCCAGCAGCUAGCGGCCCAGUUCACGAUCACCAAGGAUAUCCUUUACAAGCGAUCCUUCAAUCAAGUCCUUCUCCGCUGUGUGGACGAAAUAGAAGUAGCACAAAUCAUGUCACAAGUCCACGAAGGACUAUGCGGCCCACAUAUAAAUGGACACAUGAUGACAUCCUAUGACUCGGUUACUAUUGCCUGA
Magnolia sinica is the source of this 912-nucleotide messenger RNA. RefSeq lists its product as uncharacterized. Gene Ontology annotation, molecular function: RNA-DNA hybrid ribonuclease activity; nucleic acid binding. The record is from RefSeq and is a predicted model, not a curated record. Lineage: Eukaryota; Viridiplantae; Streptophyta; Magnoliopsida; Magnoliales; Magnoliaceae. The coding region runs from base 1 to 912 and encodes 303 amino acids. The transcript is spliced from 2 exons.